Eimeria acervulina is the source of this 3369-nucleotide messenger RNA. RefSeq lists its product as hypothetical. Lineage: Eukaryota; Apicomplexa; Conoidasida; Eucoccidiorida; Eimeriidae. The record is from RefSeq and is a predicted model, not a curated record. The transcript has 8 exons. Bases 1 to 3369 code for a protein of 1122 amino acids.
AUGUUAGCUGCAUGCAAUCUAAGAGCCUCUAUCUCAGGGUCUCUUGAAGAGAUAGAGGGUGCUCUUCGUAUGUAUUUGUCUGGGGCCCUCUCUAUUCAGCAGUUAUUGCGGUGUAUGUACACCUCAGCACCAGGAAGAAAAACAUUUAUAGAGCGAUCUACUGCAUCAGAAGACACAAAGCAUGCAGCAUCAACAGCAGCAGCAGCAGCAGCAACAACAACAAAGCAUCUUCCUUCUCAGCUCUCUGCGUUUGCUGCGCUGCUGCACAAAGCUCUAGGGGCCCCAGCUGAGGGGGGCCCCGGGGGCCCCCUAGAGGGGGGGCCCCCUAUACAGCAGCACCCUGAAGAAGUUGUCUAUGCUGGCAUCUGCGGUGUAGAGUUCUGGCUGCAGCACGUGCAGCUGCUGCUGAGCAGCGAUGCUGCUGCAGCAGCAGCAGCCGCAUCAACCGUUGCUCCAGCAGCAGCAGCAGCAACAGCAUCAGAUUCAGCAGAAGAAGGACCUAGAGAUAUUGCUGUUGCAUGCAGAGAGAUGGAGCGGCUUGUGACUCCUGUUGCUGCUGCUGCAGCAGACUCAAAGAUAGGGCGGUCGCUGCUGUGUCGCUUAACUUGGCUGUGGCGCUGCUCUCCUAGGCAGCACGAGCAGCAGCAGCAGCAGCAGCAGCAGCAGCAGCAGCAGCAGCAGCAGACGCCGUUUGGUGUCCCCUGUCUCUUCUCAGAGUUGUUAAACAGUGCGGGUCAGGCGUUGCCAGCUCAGGGCGCUGUCUCUUCUUCUUUGCUGCAUUUUGAAGAAGAAGGGGGACGCGUAAUUAUUAUUGAUGUAAAUAGUAUAGCAGAGACUCUUCUUGAUGCUGUUGUUUGCUGCUGCGACACAUUCUCUAAGAACGCCACUGCUGCAGCAGCUGCUGCUGCAGACGCCGCUGCAGCACAGCAGCAGCAACAGCAACAGCAGCAACAGCCGCAGCAACAGCAGCAAUCGCAGUCGCAGCAGCAGCAACAGCAGCAGAUGCAGCCGCAGAUGCCCCGGAGAGGCGGCAAGGGGAGCCAAAAGAAGUGGAAGAGACAGCUGCAGCAACUUCAGCAGCAGCAGCAGCAACAGCAGCAGCAGCAGCAGCAACAACAACGACAAUCAUCGUCUUUAGUGCUGGAGCCCAGCGACAGCUCCGACGAAGAGAGCGACGCGGGGCAGCAGUCCAGCAGCAGCAACAGCAGCAGCAGCAGCAGCAGCGAGAGCGACAGCAGCUGCAAGAGCUGCAGCAGCGCGAACGACAGCGGCAGCGGCAGCAGGCCUCAGAAACGAAAGAGGGGGGCAACUAAGACAGCAGCAGCAUCAACAGCAGCAGGAGCAGCAGCAGCAGGAGCAGCAGGAUUGGUGCAGCAGCAGCUGGAUGAGCUAGCUGAGACGGAGCUCUCAGCAGCAAGUGCUGCAGCUCUUGAAGCUGCUGUGCAUGCAGCAGGGGCUCUCGCUGAAGUUGCUGGCCCUGGCGGCGUCUUACCUUCUCUUCCUCUCUUUAUGAAGCUGCUGCAAACCCUCGUUCACACCUGCGAGUUGCUGGAGUUGCUGCUGCAUGCACAAACGCAUGCAACUUUGGGGCUUUUAAAUGUGCAGCUGCAGGCAUUCGUUGAUGCACUCGUUCUAGGCAUACUCGCAACGGGCCUCUCUUGGGGCCCAGGGAAGGGGGCCCCUGGUUUUGCAUGCAGCGUUAUCUCAGACCCUCCUUCUUUAAUUGCUGCGCUGCGGCUGCUCACCGUCUCCAUCAGUGUCUGCGUGCCUCCUGCAGCAACGCUGCGUGCUGCAUCUUCGUUGCUGCAGCGUUUAGAAGUAUUAUGUUCUAGCGACAGCAGCAAGGGCCCCUGGGGCCCCCCAGUGCCUGGGCUUUGGGGCUUUGAACAGCUGCUGAGCGACGGUGCAUGCGGAGGCCCCCCGCUGCUGCAGCAGCCUGCUGCUGCUGCUGCAUCGGGAGCAGCAGCACAAGGGGCCCUCAGAGAAGCCCUCGGAAACCUCAGCGUUGCCAUUCGUAACGCUGCAUGCACGCGGAGUGCAGCAGGAGCAGCAGCAGCUGGAGAGGCAGCAAUAGAAGGGGGAGACGAGACAGCUCUGCGUUUCCUUCUGCAUCCAGAGCAGCUGUCUAUACACCGCAACACCCGCACAGGCAGCAGCAAGCCUGCUGCUGCUGUCUACUCUGCAUGCAGCACAACCACUCUUCGUCUUGCUGCAGCAGCGCAGCGAAACUCGGAAGAAGGCCUCAAUGCAGCAGCAGCAGCAGCAACAGCAACAGCAUGCAAAGAACCUCAUCAGAAGCAAACAACAACAGCAGGAGCAGCAGCACUUGAUGCUGCUUCUGCUGUUGAUCUCGCAGCAGUUAACUCUCUUCAAUACCCACAGAAGCUGCAAGCAGCCAAUGGACGCGGGCCUGCUGCUGCUGCUGCUGCUGCUGAAGCUGCUGCGGCAUAUACAGGAAUUGCAGCGGCGCCUGUGGGGUCUCCUGCAUCAUGUGAGAGAGACAAAAGAGACAGCAGAGACAGCAGAGACGGCAGAGACAGCAAGAAGAGACAAAUUGAAAAGGGAUGCUCCCUUGAGGUAGAUUCUGCUACAGCCAGCCGCGCUGCAGCGCAUGCAUUUUUAUCUGCUGUUGGGGCUGACGUGGGGCUGCAUGCAGCGAGACAAGCAACAGGAAGAGGCAACAACGAGCAUGCAGAAGCAGCAAGACAGCAAACACCCUCGGCCUUCUCCAGGAUGCCGGGGGCUCUACACCCUGCGCCCGCUGCUGCUGCAGCAACUGCUGCAGCAGAAACUGCAGCAGCAACCACUGCAGCAGCAGCAACUGCACCCAGUGAUAUGCACGAGCAACGGGCGAGGGAAAAGCAGGGACACAGAGAAGAAAUUGCAGCUUCAACAACAGGCGCUGCAGCACUGCCAGCAGCAGCAGCAACAGCAGCUGCAGCAGCAGCAGCAGGAGCAGCAGCAGCAACAGGGGACGCAGAAGGCGACGGGAGGUCAGAUGAUGAGGUUGUAAUCCUUGAGGAGGCAGCCUCUCAUCCUGUGUCUCUAACGAACAAGAAGACAGCAGCCGCAGCAGCAGCAGCUGCUGCUGCUGCUGCUGCGGCUGCUGUUGCUGCAGCUCAGGCGGCUGUAGAGGAAUCAGCAGGUGCAGCAGCUGCUGCUAGGCUCCCGCUGCCGCUGCAGCAACCCCACCGCCCUCAGCAGGGGGUGUCCUGGGGUCAGCAGCAACAGCAGCAGUAUCAGCAGCAGCAGCAGCAGCAGCAGCAGCAGCAGCAGCAGCAGCUCUUAGGCAAGGAAGUCUCAUCAGAAGCCCGUGCCAGAGCGCGCAUCCAUGAGUUGCUGCAGUCGGACUCAGAACUGUCGGACUAA